Messenger RNA from Ruditapes philippinarum (Manila clam), 682 nucleotides. Its product is annotated as large ribosomal subunit protein eL18-like. Gene Ontology annotation, cellular component: cytosolic large ribosomal subunit; ribosome. Bases 226 to 636 code for a protein of 136 amino acids. Gene Ontology annotation, biological process: translation. The record is from RefSeq and is a predicted model, not a curated record. Gene Ontology annotation, molecular function: RNA binding; structural constituent of ribosome. The transcript has 6 exons. NCBI's taxonomy places the organism in Eukaryota, Metazoa, Mollusca, Bivalvia, Venerida, Veneridae.
GUUAUCCGGCUCUAAAAUGCAUUUAUUUAACUAAAAUGCCCAAUUGUUAUACUAUAUCUUUGUAUAUUGCAGGGCAUAGACAUAACACACCGCUUUAAGCGGAAGGUGCACCGCACAGCCCCAAAAAGUGAUGAUAUUUAUUUGAGACUUCUUGUUAAGUUGUACAGGUUCUUGGCAAGACGUACCAAUGCAAAGUUCAACAAAAUCAUCUUGAAGAGGUUGUUCAUGAGCAAGACCAAUAGACCACCACUUUCCAUUGCUAGACUGACUAGAAUGAUGAAAAGGUCUGGUAGAGAAGGAAAGACUGCUGUGUGUGUUGGUACAGUCACAGAUGAUUUGAGACUUCUUGAGGUUCCAAAGCUUAAGAUCUGUGCACUUAAAGUCACAGAACGUGCUCGUGGAAGAAUCCUGAAAGCAGGUGGGGAAAUCAUAACCUUUGACCAGCUGGCACUAAAAUCCCCGAAAGGACAAAACACAGUUCUUAUGCAAGGUCGUAGAAAGGCACGUGAAGCAUUCAGACACUUCGGUAGAGCACCAGGUGUUCCACACAGCAAUACUGCGCCAUUUGUACGUUCCAAGGGACGCAAGUUUGAGAAGGCUAGAGGACGUCGUGGAAGCAGAGGUUACAAAGUUUAAAAUGACAUUUGCUGUACCACACUGGAUAAUAAACAUUCAUUCAGUG